This is a messenger RNA of Puntigrus tetrazona (Sumatra barb), 1084 nucleotides long. It is a transcript of the gene lrrc69, whose product is annotated as leucine rich repeat containing 69. The transcript is spliced from 8 exons. Gene Ontology annotation, molecular function: protein binding. The record is from RefSeq and is a predicted model, not a curated record. The coding region runs from base 21 to 1055 and encodes 344 amino acids. Lineage: Eukaryota; Metazoa; Chordata; Actinopteri; Cypriniformes; Cyprinidae.
UUGACGACGCAAAGCUUCAAAUGGGAACGUAUUCAAUUAUCAAAGCCUUCAAAACGAAAUCAAAGUCACUUAAUUUGAGCUCUAGGAAAAUUACACACAUGCCAGACGUUUUUGGGAGACUGACAUGGAUUGUUGUGUUAAAGUUGAAUAAUAAUUGUCUGUCGAGUCUGCCGUCUGAACUAUCGUGUUUGCAGAAGUUGACAGAACUCAAUCUGGGAAACAACGUUCUUGAGGAGAUCCCACUUGUGUUAAAACACCUGAGUGGUCUAAAUAAACUUUAUUUAUACGGAAACAAAAUCAGCCAUUUGCCACCGGAGGUGCUGGAGGGUCUACCAAACCUAGAGCUUCUCAAUUUGAACCACAAUAGAAUCGAGGUCAUUCCUGCAGAAAUAAAGAGGCUGUGUAGUCUAAAAAGCAUCAGUGUCACAGACAAUGGUUUGCAGCAGAUUCCAGCAGAACUGGGCUUGAUGGAGAGAUUGACUGAGAUCAACUUCACCAAUAAUAAACUGACUCGAAUACCACAGCAAUUAUACAAUUUACCACAGCUGAGGAAAUUGUGCUUGGCCCGAAACAACCUGACAGAACUUCCAGAGGGGACUCUUGGGUGGAAAAAAUUGAAGAUCUUGGAUGUUGCUGGAAACUGUUUGUCUGUGUUUCCAGUUGGUUUCCAGUUUCUUUCAUUGGAGGAACUGUUCUUUGAAGGAAACAGUUUAGUCCCAAUCACACUGAUGGAGUCCAUUCAAGAGAAAGAAGUCUUCUCAUUAAAGGAGCUCUCAGCCAGGCUGAUCCUCCAGCAGAGCGCUAGUAAGCUGUCAGUGGUGUCCAGAGCUCUGCCAGCGUACCCCGGGCUGCAGGACAUGCUGUCUCACUGGGGCCAGUGUGCUCUGUGCUCACAGCCCUUCCUCACCACCUGGCUGGAGUGUGUGCAGUUCAUCAACACCAGGAAGCACAUGGGAAUGAAAAGCUCUCAGUCUGUUCCAGUCAGAGUUCUGCUGUGUUCCUACGACUGCUUCAAUAGAGAUGACCAUCAGUACUAUGGGCUUGUACGAUUAUAAAUAAAAAAUGCAUAUUAUUAUUAUUAUAA